Messenger RNA from Harpegnathos saltator (Jerdon's jumping ant), 2357 nucleotides. RefSeq lists its product as uncharacterized. The coding region runs from base 1305 to 1919 and encodes 204 amino acids. The record is from RefSeq and is a predicted model, not a curated record. Lineage: Eukaryota; Metazoa; Arthropoda; Insecta; Hymenoptera; Formicidae. The transcript has 5 exons.
AAGUCGAUUGCAAAAAUUCCCCAUAGAUCCAAAGUUAUGGUAGAAAAUGUGACUGCCCGACGAGAGUUUGGUGCGCGCAGGUAGCUGUCCUUUGUUUGAGACGGCUGACCGUUACUUUCGGAGCGGCUCCAGUCUGUCAGUUCUUUGUUAUCGCAAAAUAUACCUGGGAACAUUUGUAAAGCAUUAUGAGAAUAUAUUUAGGGUCGAUUGCUAAGGUUUCUGAAAUUGAACGUUAGUUGUCUUUGAUUGUUCGAAGCGUACAGUUGUGUGUCUUAUUUGAGAUUUUAAAAAUGUUGAAACGUCGCUGUAGAUCGUAAAGGCAGUAAGAGUGAACGAUCUUCACGCCCUAAAAAGAAGAAGCCUCCUCAAAGGCCAGACAAGAUGGAGAGUGAAACUGAAUACACUAGUUCGGCUGCAAAAAAAUUAGCGGGACAAUUACAUGAGGUUUCAUUCGAUCCAACGUUCUCAUACUGUAUUUUACAGUUUACUGCUGUUUUUACAGCUAUUUCGGAGUGUGUGGUCUGUCGUACAUGUGGUGGUAAUGUGAAAUUUUUAAAAGCAAGUGCCCGUGGACUUGGUUUCAAGUUAAAUGUUUUUUGUACAACGUGUGACGAUAAUAUUCAGAGUGUUUUUUCAUCUCCUUUGAUAAACUCUGCAUACGAGAUAAAUCGACGCUUCACAUUCGCCUUCCGACUGUUAGGAAAAGGAUUGAAGGCAAUACAGCUUUUUUGUGGUGUCAUGGAUUUAGCAUCAUGUAUCGCACAAACAACCUUUGAUUCAAUUGUGAAAAAAUAUUGAAGAAGCUUCAACAGCCGUUGUUAAAGCUUCUAUGAAAGUUGCUGCUGAAGAAGAACUUCAACAAUCUGCCAAUCAAGAUAAACUACAAUUAUCUCAAGAUGGAAUUAUUGUAUCCGGGGAUGGCACUUGGAUGAAGAGAGGCUUUUCUUCGCUUUUCGGAGUUACAACAUUAAUUGGUUAUUUCACGGGAAAAGUUGUCGACUUCGUGAUAAAAAGUAGUUAUUGCAAGGAAUGCGAAAUUCACGAAAAGAAUAAAGGUACGGCUGAGUAUGAAUUGUGGUUAGAGAACCAUCAAGAACAUUGUUCAGCAAAUCAUAAAGGAAGUGCUGGAAUAAUGGAGACAGAUAGUGUUGUGGAAAUGUUUCGGAAAUCAAUAGAAAAUUAUGGGGUUAAAUAUGAAUAUUACAUAGGUGACGGUGAUACAAAAACUUUUUCUAAUAUCACGAAUUCUCAGCCAAGACCUCGAGGUAAAGAAGAAAGAAUGCGUGGGUCAUGUCCAAAAACGUAUGGGUAAGCGUCUUUGCCAAGUCGUCAAUGAAAAAUCGACGUCAAUCAUAAAAGAGGAAUCAACGACUCAGAAAAAUAAACGAAGUACAUCAAAUCAGAGCAAACGAGUAAGUUUGGGAGGAAAAGGAAAAUUAACUGCCAAACUAAUAGACGAACUAACUAUUUAUUACGGUUUAGCAAUAAGAAAUAAUAUUGACUCAUUGGAAAAUAUGAAAAAUGCCAUAUGGGCGACAUUGUACCAUAAAUCAUCAACGGACGAAAAACCUCAGCAUUUUUAUUGUCCGCCUGGAGAAGAAAGUUGGUGUGAUUGGCAGAGAGCAAAAGCCGAAGGUACAUUAGGUGAAUACACGCACAAAGCCGCUUUACCUGCAAUUGUACUGGAGGCAAUAAAACCCAUCUAUGAAUCAUUGAGUGACGAACAAUUACUUGAAAAGUGCUUAGGUGGAUUUACACAAAACGUGAAUGAAUGUCUCAAUUCGAAAAUUUGGAAGAUUGCACCCAAAUGUACUCCAGAUCGAUCAACAUUUACUGGAGAUAUGAUGCCGACCGUGGAGCAACUUUUUUUUCUUAGUGUUGUGGAUCACCGCAUUUUUGGCGCUGCUAGACGUAUGUAAGGCCUUCAGUAAAUUAUCGGUCAUGGUUGUGACUUGGUUCUUUGCAUUGGCAUAAGUUUUCCACUAUUGCAAUAAAGAAAUACAUAUCAGAUAACUUCCCAGCUAUCCAAGUUCUUGCAGAAUAUUAAUAUUAAUUACAUAAAACAAACGAUAUAAGUGAGCGACAUAAUAGAGAACUGAAGGAAAGUCUUCGUAAACAUUCAACAAUCAUUACAUUUUUAGAAAAUUUAAUACAACAUCAGAGAAACGUUCAUAACAUGAUGAAGAAUCCAACAUUUUGGGCAAGAUCCGAUUUUAAUUCCUCCUUAAAAAGAAAAGAAGAGAUAUUACAAGACAUUUGGGCCAAAAUUGAUGAAAGCAAAGAUUUAGAUUUACUAUUAAUUUUGUACGAACUAUCAAAAUUAAUAGGAAAAGAGGAAAUAAACGCAUAACAUAACA